Paraphaeosphaeria sporulosa is the source of this 847-nucleotide messenger RNA. RefSeq lists its product as uncharacterized. The annotation marks the transcript as partial. Lineage: Eukaryota; Fungi; Ascomycota; Dothideomycetes; Pleosporales; Didymosphaeriaceae. The record is from RefSeq and is a predicted model, not a curated record. The transcript has a single exon.
GUGCACCUCUAUCGAGACCGUACACAUCGAUACAAUGGCAAGCAACAACACCAUGACCAACACCACGACCAACACCACGACCAACACCACGAUCAACACCACGAUCAACAGCAACUAUGCCCUGGUACUCACCGAGCUGGUCGACGCCGUCAACCACAUCUUCGAUCCCAAGUUUGACGUUCCCGCUACGCACAUCAAGUUCCUGGACUUCCCGCCCGAAGUCCGCGCAAAGAUCAUCGACUACUCCCUCCUCGGUGACCUCGAGUCCGGCACCCUGACGAAGGCUAUGCACCACGACAGCUUCUACAAUCCGUGCUGCGUAUGGAACUGGCCUGACCAGUUGAUCGUCUGCGACAAGGCGAAGGAGUCUGAUCUGCCGAAUACGAUGUUCCCCAAGUGGCUUCCGCACCUGUCGCUCACGAACCACCAGAUGCGCGGCGAGGUCCUGGUUCACAUGCUCAAGACCACGGACUGCAUUACUCUGAAGUACAACAAAGACCUCGCAAUCAAGAUCGCGCCUCGGUUCAUCAAAUUCUUGCGGACUUUCCCUGCGAACGAGGGCUUCGAGGCCGACCGCAACCUCAACUUCCCGCAUAUACAUUGGUACAACUACAACAAUGACGGGAAAACUCUGGCAUCCAACCCGGACGUGGAUCUUAUGCUGGCGUGCCCGAAGCUGGAGCGCGUCGGCCUGACGUGGCACUACAAGCGUAUCAACUUCUUGCACCCUUACGAGGAGUACUGGACCCCGAUGACGCUGGACCGAUUUCUGUCCUGGUGGAAGCUUUCGCCCAUGCUCGGCUGCGACAACCUCAAGCACGUCUACAUCGGCGGCAUCCACGCCCGA